CGGAACCAACUCAACUCAAAUUAGAAAUAUUGAAUUGGUAAUACAUCCAUUUUUAAUUGGGCUUUUUUCUCACCGAUAUUUCUCCUUGGAUAUAUUUCUUCAUAUUUCUAGCCCAGAAUUUGGCUGGCUUUUCCUACUCAUCUCCCACCUUUUGGAUUGCCAUGCACAAAUUCUUAUUCCCAUCAUUCCUCCGUCAAAACCCAAACUUCAAUCAAAAGCUUAAACGCCAACAAUGUAAGUUCCUGCUAAAAUUCUAACUCACGAAGACACUCCAUUGCUUUAAAAUAUGCAUUUCUUCCAUGGAAAAUGAGUUCUUUCCAAUGAAUACCUCCAAAUCGGCACAGUCACCACAGCAAUCUGGCGAGGCUGCAUCGUCUAUGAUUCCAUCAACACAAAUAGAGCUAGAGGUACGUUUGGCUCAGCAACAUGAGGGCCCAUCGUGUAUAAUUUCAUCUUCACAGGCAGAGUCACAGGCAGGGCAACAGGAAUUUAGAGAGCAAUCGUCAAGGUUUCAAGGUGUAUUUUAUCUACAAAAUAGUCAUUGGGGCGCUCAAAUCAACACUAUUUCGCUGGGAUUGUUCAAGUCCGAAGUAGCCGCAGCAAGAGCUUACGAUAGUGCGUCCCUCAAGCUCUUCGGCAAUAAUUUCAUGCGUAACUUGUUUUUAACAAGUGUCACAAUUCAUGAGUCCCUUUUCCAGAACAUGUAUAGCCUUGAAGUCAUCAUUAAUAUGAUCAAAGAUCGCUCCUAUGAACCCAAUUAUAUCAAUUUCCUUUGGAAUCACUACCCUAAUUUUCGGUAUGGUGACUCUUUAGCAAUGCCUACUUCCAUGUACGCCAUCGAUGGGACCUUUUCUAAGGAAAUAUUUCGUAAAGAGUUGCUUUUGACUGACAUUCAGAAUCAAAAUUUAAUUGUUAUACCUGAUCUAGCUCUGUUGUCCUUUCAUCCAAAGAACUCCAACACAGGCAAACGAUGGUUUGACUUUAAAGACAGGACGAAUCGGUCAUGGGCGUUUCAAUUAGAUUACGUGAAUACUACUCCAGAUUGCGCGUUCACUACGGGUUGGAACAAAUUUUUUAAUGAGAUGGAGCUUUGCGCUAAUGAUACUGUCGUCUUCUAUCGAUGUAAGAAUCUGCAAAAUUUUCCUGAUGAAUUUUUUAAUAUGAUUGAUGUGAUCCGGGGUAUCAGAAAACCUGAAAGUCGCGACGGCAUUGAGCCUCAUUAAAACCUGGAAUCUGCGAGGUUUUAUUUGAUUGAAACUUAAGGUUUAAUUAUAUU
Phalaenopsis equestris is the source of this 1276-nucleotide messenger RNA. Its product is annotated as AP2/ERF and B3 domain-containing transcription factor At1g51120-like. The record is from RefSeq and is a predicted model, not a curated record. NCBI's taxonomy places the organism in Eukaryota, Viridiplantae, Streptophyta, Magnoliopsida, Asparagales, Orchidaceae. The coding region runs from base 300 to 1223 and encodes 307 amino acids. Gene Ontology annotation, biological process: regulation of DNA-templated transcription. Gene Ontology annotation, molecular function: DNA-binding transcription factor activity; DNA binding. The transcript is spliced from 2 exons.